Messenger RNA from Physeter macrocephalus (sperm whale), 4956 nucleotides. RefSeq names its product GVQW motif containing 3 (gene GVQW3). The record is from RefSeq and is a predicted model, not a curated record. NCBI's taxonomy places the organism in Eukaryota, Metazoa, Chordata, Mammalia, Artiodactyla, Physeteridae. The transcript is spliced from 2 exons. Bases 1 to 723 code for a protein of 240 amino acids.
AUGAGUGACCGAUAUCUAGAACAAAGGAUUAGUAUCAAAUUCUGCGUGAAAUUGAACAAGUCUGCAAGUGAAACCCACCAUCUUUUAAAAGAAGCUUAUGGGGAUGAAGUCAUGUCAAGGGCCAGAGUUUUCGACUGGCACAAAAGGUUUAAAGAAGGGCGGGAAGACAUUCGAGAUGAUGCCCGAAGUGGUCGUCCAGUCACCCACCGGACGGAUGAAAAUAUCCAGAAGGUCAAGGACUUGGUUUGUUCGAAUAGGCAGUUAACUGUGAGGAUGAUGGCUGAAGAGUUAAAUUUAGAUAAAGAAACGGUUAGGCUCAUUCUGAAAGAAAACCUGAAUAUGAGGAAGGUAUCUGCAAAAGUUAUAUCGGGUAUUUUGAAGGAUAAGCCUAAGCCUCGAAAACUUGACUUUAGGUCUGAUCAUUCAAAGGAAACUAGGAAAAAUAGCUCAUGUGUGAGGGAAAAAUUAAUUUUUGUUUUCUGGGUCUGCACGGUCAAUAAAUUUUCAACGAGCAGUGAUCCUGUUCCUCAUCUUUCAUUGCUUUAUGGGACUUCAGGGAAUGAAAGCAUAACAUCCUGCUUUCCCAUAAGUUCUCUGGCCGCUACCCUGGCACCAAUUAAAGACAUGUCCAUGCAAUUAAUCAAAACCAAUUUGGAAGCUCUCUGGCACUGCUCCUCUGAUGUGCUGCCUGCUCCACAUACAGUAGUUCCGCAGCUGCAGUGAUGGAGCCAGACACAUAGGAGCUUUUGAUGAACUGGUUGUGCCAGCCCCAAGUGUUAACUAUGUCAUCUGACAUGACUAAUGAUGCUCCCAACUUGAUCUGCAUGAGCGGAGCAGUCCUGCUGUCUGGAGGAGGCUCGGUUUCCAAAGCCAGCCUGGGAAGAGGCUGCAGUGUGCAGGGUACACACUCCAUCAUGUCAGCUGGAGUCCUGGAGGCCUCUAGUGUUGGAGCUGAGAGUUGUCCACAGGGAGGGUGAUGGAAACUGUGGGCCAGGCUCUGUGCUGGGCGCUGGUGGGAAUGUGACCCGACUUAAACUUCUAGCUCAGCCUCCUCAUUUUAUAGACAUGGAAGCCAAGAGUCAGCAAAAGUGAGGCGCCUGCCAAAGGCCUGAGCUGUGGUGAGAGAAAUAAAGGAGAAGGCAUGGAUCCUACCUUUGAGGAGCUAAACCCCUAGAUGAGCAAAUAAACAUGUGUGAGGAUAACAACUGGGGUCUGAUGCAGGUAUACCUCCUCAAGGUUUAAACUGUGGGUUUCCUUCCUUAAUUCUGCAAACAUUUAUCAAGAGGAAGAGAGUCUGUGCUUUUGUCGCCUCUGCAAUCCCAAGAGCGUGUGAUUUGAAGUCAACAGGUCUGGGUCUGAGUCCCAGCUCUCCUUUGAGUUGAUGUAAUCUUAAGCAAAUCACUUCAUUUUUCUGAGCCUUGGGUUCCUCAGCUGUAACACUGGGACAAGCCAAAUAUUGCCUACCCAGCCUACAUCCUACAGUCCUUGUGAGACCCAGCAGAGUUAAUGGGUGUGAAAGUAUAAGAGUCCCUGCACACGUUAGUUAUGAUUCAUAUUACUACCCUCUCCAAGGACCCCUGGCUGAAAUCUCUGCAAUAUGGAUCCACAGAUAGCUUUAACUCUCUUCCUCUUCCAGCCCCUUUCAAAAUGCACAGGAAAGAAAGGGAUAUAAAACCAAUUGAUCAUCUGCCUACAAUCUCAACAGCUUUCCCAGAGAAUCCAUGAAACAGGAAGACAAAGAACUCAGCCGUUGUAAUUUAAUGUCAUUCCACACUUUGAUUGAGCACCUACCAUAUACCAGGCGUUGGCCAUGCUGUGUGGGGAAUCAGAGUUGGAUAAGACAUGCUCCUUGGCCACACUGAGAAGCUCGCCAUUCAGUGGGAGAAACAGACAUGGACACAAAUAACUAUAACAUACUGCAGAAAAAUACAAUUGCCAUAGGAAAGAUACAAAUCAAGUUCUGUGUGAGUCAGAGGAGGGAAUGAUUCAUUCCCCAAAAGGAAACUGGGAAAAGUUUCAUCAAGGACGUGGUAUUAAAGGAUGAGCAGGGUUUAGCUCUGUCAGGAAGCACCAGAAAGGGUGCUCUAGACUGAAGGAACAGCGUGGGCAAGUGCAUGGAAUCCUGAAAGGAAUGGUGAUCUAGAGGACAGAGUAAAACUGAGUGAGAUAGGGAGUGUGAGCAUGAACAACAGAAGACUCGCUGGGCUUCCCUGGUGGCGUAGUGGUUGAGAGUCCGCCUGCCAAUGCAGGGGACACGGGUUCGUGCCCCGGUCUGGGAGGAUCCCACAUGCCGCGGAGUGGCUGGGCCCGUGAGCCGUGGUCGCUGGGCCUGUGCAUCCGGAGCCUGUGCUCCGCGGCGGGAGAGGCCACAGCGGUGAGAGGCCCGUGUACCGCAAAAAAAAAAAAAAAAAAAAAAAAAAAAGACUCGCUGGGCCCCAGCUCUGAAACCCAAGCAUGGAUGUUGCUAUUUCACUGUUCUCUUUGCUGACUGAGGUUACCUUGGCCUCUGUCCCUCAAUCAGAGAGAAUCCUGUACUGGCUCUUCCUCCAGUAAGGCCAAACCCAAGCCCCAGGUGGGAGAGCCAACAACAAAAAUGAAUGGGGAACAGCAAUGACCAUCAGAUACAAAGUGGCCUGGACUGGGAAGCUCUGGUCACAACCAUACAUCCCUGGCCCAGGUGAGAGGGUCACAUAGAUGCAGCCAUGACACCAACAUCUGAAGCAUGAUGGCAAGGACCUGAGGCCUCUUGGCAUGGGUCACACACUACAUUUCUCUCCUUUCCUCCUUUGUUCAGAAGAAGCCAACUUCUUCUUUAUGUGUGCUGCUGUCAGAAUGGUUUUGGAAGGCCAGGAGCUGCAGCUGGGCUCAAGGCAUGGCCAUGGGCCACCCCAGGGACUCAUAUUUUCUCCAUGUUUCCAUUUUUCAUUGUAAAUUGGCUUUAAAUAAAUAUAUAUGUGUGUGUGUGUAUUUAUUUAUUUAUUUAUUUAUUUAUUUAUUUAUUUAUUUAUUUAUUUAUUUAUUUAUUUAUUUCUGGCUGCAUUGGGUCCCCGUCGCUGUGCACGGGCUUUCUCUAGUUGUAGUAAGCAGGGGCUACUCUUCAUUGCAGUACACGGGCUUCUCAUUGCGGUGGCUUCUCUUCUUGUGGAGCAUGGGCUCUAGGCACGUGGGCUUCAGCAGUUGUGGCUCUCAGGCUCUAGAGCACGGGCUCAGUAGCUGUGGUGCACGGGCUCAGUAGUCGCGGUGCACGGGCCCAGCCGCUCCACAGCAUGUGGGACCCUCCCGGACCAGGGCUCAAACCCGCGUCCCCUGCAUUAGCAGUCGGACUCCUAACCACUGUGCCACCAGGGAAGCCCCGUAAAUUGGUUUUUUAUUGUGCAAAUAAUACAGUGAUAAGAACAGAAACCUCAAAAAUAGGAGAAAGAGAUAACCCACUCACACAUUAUCUGUUUCCAUUUCUUUUUGCCCCUUCCUGCUGUUGACUGUGAGCACAAUUUUGGGGGGCUGCUUUGAUCACUGAUGCAAUUACAUAUUCUUAUUGCUCAGCUUUGUGAGCAAUAAGAAUAUGUCAUCAUACAGCUUUUUCCAUUUUGCUACUUACUGCCAAUCUCUGGUGUCCACACAGUCUUGGCCCUGUUACCCCAAGACUGAAGAAAGAUGCCAGGGCCAUGUAAAAUGGGAUGCCCCAUAGAUAACGUGGUGGUUGUUGACACUUGCCAUCAUGGUGCAGAGGAAAGCACUGACUGCUCUUCCAUCACAUAGACUUCGGUUGGAAUCUACGUCGAAGCUAGAUAGCCCUGGGCAGAUCACUCCAUUCCUUUGAGCCUCAGGUCCUUGUCUGUAAAAUCGGGUUGGUAUUAGUACCACCCUCAUAAGAUUGCUAUUGCUGUGAGGAUUAAAUGAGAUACCAAAAGGCAAAUGUCCCAUAAUGGUGGCUGCCCUGCCUGUGCCCUUGCUGGGACUGGCCUUGGGUCCACUCUGCUUCCACCCUUCUUCUCCUGCCCACAUUGGACCUUCUCCUCGCUCCUGAGCCCAGCAGGCCUCCUGGGUGAGUUCACCUAAAUUCUGACAAGCACUCCAGUCUGUGUAUUUAUUAUUCAUUGGAUGAAUGUGCCAUCUUUUACUUAGGUAUUCUCCUCUGAUGGAAAUGUUGAUUAUUUUCCAAUUUUUUACUGUUUCCAAUACUGAUGUAAUAAAUAUCUUAAUGUAUAUUGCUUACUCCAUCCUUUAAAAAAAGUAUUCCUUAAGAACAAUCCCCAGGAAAAGGAUCACUAGAACAGAGGUUAGAAACAUUUGAACAGCUUCUGAUGUAUAUUUCCAAGUUGAUUCUCCAGAAGGUUUGUACCUGUUAUUCCGCCACCAGCUCGAGAGAGGACCACUUGGACUACAUUACCGGCUCUUGGAUUCUGGCCACAGACUCUCGUUUCUGCUUAUUUUUCACCAUUUUCUUCCCCAACAUCUUUCUUUCUCGCCUCCCACACUGCAGGACAACUCAAUAUCUUCCCUCCAAAAUAAUGCUUCCAUGCUUUUGUGCCUUUGUACUUCCUAUUAUUUCCCAUCACCCUUGCCUGAGAAUAUCCUUCCCUUAACAUACCCUCUCACCACAGAGCUCAUCUUUUGUGGAACUGGGAACUUCUGUACUAUCUUUAAGACCCAGCUUAAAUACCCCUUCUUUGUGAACUAGUUCCAAUUCUCCUAAGCGGAGUUAGUCACUCUUGCCUUAUGUGGUGAUUGGGGGGACCCUUGGCAUCCAAGUGCUCACCAAGAAACCGUCAUCCUCUAAUCCCAGUUUACACGCCCAAAUCUGUGAGUCUCCUCCCUCUCCCCCUCUCUCACUCUUUGCACCAGGCAAUUACCAAGUUAUGCUAAUUCAUAUCCUAAUUAUAAUUUUGCAUCCACUUAUCUCUCUCAUUGCCAUCACCAAUGACCAUCACCUCUCAUCAGGAUUCCUGGAAUAAU